Molecule: messenger RNA, 2451 nt
Organism: Saccharomyces eubayanus
Lineage: Eukaryota; Fungi; Ascomycota; Saccharomycetes; Saccharomycetales; Saccharomycetaceae
Gene: SWI3
Product: Swi3p
Exons: 1
Coding region: 1-2451 (816 amino acids)
Biological process (GO): positive regulation of DNA-templated transcription
Cellular component (GO): SWI/SNF complex
Molecular function (GO): DNA binding; histone binding
Source: RefSeq, a predicted model, not a curated record
AUGGAAGGUACGCUGGGCGACGGAUCCACGACAGGACUUGCCGGGGACGCUAUUGAACAAGGUGAUGGCAAUAACAAUAGCAGCAGCACGAACGUGACGACAACUGCUACUACAAAUACAGACCUUGGCGACGAGAAGCAGCAGCAACAAAGCGAUUCUUCGAAGGAUGAAGAGGCUGACACAAACACGGGCGACGCGGGGAGCGAUGUGGCAGCAGUGCCAGCAGCACAGCAACCGUUUAUAGCGGAAGGUAAACCGGACCCUCCGAAAACAAUCUCUGUGGAAGAAGACGACGAUCAGGUUUUGUUCGGCCAAGAUCAUAAUGAUAGCGAUAACUUGUUUGGCGAAACAGAGAGCUCUGUUUCGAAUAACGAGACAAACACUCCCGAUAUAGCUAUUAAUUCUGUGGAGAAGGAUAACAAUAAGCUUGCUGAAAAGAAGGAUGGCGUGAUACAAGAUUCGAGUAAUGACAUAAAGGACAUAGAGGAAGAAAAGGUACAGACGAAAGAAGGAGCAACGGAGAAUGAAGAAAUUGACAGUGUCAAAGAGGAGGAGCCAACUGAAAAGGCAGAGGAUAUGGACGAGGACGAAGACGAAGACGAUGAUGACCAACCGAUGAUGAGUCCCGACAACUCUAUUUUUGGAGAUACAAAGAGUGAGACCAAACAGUUAGAUAAUGCUUCGUCGUUCGUUGAAACACCAUCUGAAAUUUCGGAUGCGCAUAAAAAUGUCCAGGAAGAAACUAUAAAUAAAACGGAAGAUAUCAAUGAAAAAGAAGAUGCAACCGAAGAGGGAAACGAGCAUGCAAAGGAUAAUAUAAAUGGCCACCCAGAAGAUGCCGAAACCAAAAUAAAGCUCACCACUAAAACAGAACCAGAAACGUUCGAUAUACCGCAAGCACAUGAAAUUGUUAUUCCAAGUUAUUCUAAAUGGUUUAGUCUAGACAAGAUUCAUUCCAUUGAGAUUCAGUCGCUACCUGAAUUUUUCACAAACAGGAUUCCAUCAAAGACACCGGAGGUCUACAUGAGAUAUAGAAAUUUCAUGGUAAAUUCUUAUAGAUUGAAUCCAAAUGAAUACUUUAGUGUCACAACGGCGAGAAGAAAUGUCUCUGGUGAUGCUGCUGCAUUAUUCAGAUUACAUAAAUUCUUAACUAAAUGGGGGCUAAUAAACUACCAGGUCGAUUCUAAGCUACUACCCAAGAACAUAGAACCUCCACUAACAUCUCAAUAUUCCACAAGGCAUGAUGCCCCCAGGGGACUUUUCCCUUUCGAAAGUUACAAACCAUCCGUACAAUUACCAGACAUGGCUAAGCUUAAAAAAAUGAUGAACACUAGCGAUUCUGAAAGUACUUUGUAUAAAUAUUUGAAGGAAAGUAAAAGAAAAUACGAUGAUAUAUCGCGUUUAUCGAACACGCCAGAUAAUGAUAAUGGCGAUAAAAGCAAUAAGAGUAUAGAAAAAUCACCUGAUGAGUCUGAUGAGAAUUUAUUGGAAUACGACGAAACUUCACGUCCUCUGAAAAAAAUAAAAAUUCUGGAACAAAUUGACAAGAAUUGGUCAAAGGAAGACUUGCAGAAAUUAUUAAAGGGAAUACAGGAAUUUGGUGCUGACUGGUAUAAAGUGGCUAAGCAUGUAGGCACUAAGUCACCCGAACAAUGUAUCCUGCGCUUUCUUCAGUUACCGAUUGAAGAUAAGUUUUUAUACGGUGACGGCAAUACCAAGGGCGCUAAUGAAAGCGGAUUGGGACCAUUGAAGUAUGCUCCUCAUUUGCCGUUUUCUAAGGGCGAGAAUCCGGUCUUGUCAACAAUAGCAUUUUUGGUGGGAUUAGUCAAUCCAAAGACUGUACAAGCCAUGACUCAAAGAGCCAUCCAAUCUGAAGAAACAAUAGAAUCUCAAAAGAAGGAAAUUUCAGAUAAAGGAUCGUUUGAAAAUGUUAAAGAAGGUUCAGAAAUUGCUCUAUCAUCGUUGGGCCUAAGAAGCCAUGUUUUUGCCACCCAUGAGGAGAGACAAAUGAAUUUAUUAACAAAUGAAUUGAUCAGAUUGCAAAUGGAAAAACUAGACUCAAAACUAAAUCACUUGAAAAAAAUAGAGAGUUUUAUGGAGUUGGAAAGGAAAACUUUAGAAAGACAACAAGAAAACCUACUAAUCCAAAGGUUGAACUUUAAUCAGAAUUCCAACAAGAUUGUUAACGUCCUAACCAAAUGCUUGAAUUCAAUAUCGGACAGCAAUAUUGAUAAUAGCUCAAUGGCGGAUAGGGACGAAAUCAGGUCGCAGAUAAACCACUUUCGAAACAUGUUAUCCAAACCCGAAAGUUUAAGUAUUGGAAAGAAUCCUUUCGGAAAGUCCAAUAUUGAAACAGGCGAGGCCCUUAAUGAACAAAACACAUCUAACGAAAAUGACGUCAAACCGAUUUCCAUCGAAGCACCCCAAUUUUACAGAUAUUGGUCGGCAUAA